Messenger RNA from Budorcas taxicolor (takin), 2991 nucleotides. RefSeq names its product GRB2 associated binding protein 2 (gene GAB2). The coding region runs from base 52 to 2094 and encodes 680 amino acids. NCBI's taxonomy places the organism in Eukaryota, Metazoa, Chordata, Mammalia, Artiodactyla, Bovidae. The record is from RefSeq and is a predicted model, not a curated record. The transcript is spliced from 10 exons.
GGCCCGCGCCCUCGUCCCCGACCCCGCGGCGGGCUCCGGGCGGCCGGCAGCAUGAGCGGCGGCGGCGGCGGCGACGUGGUGUGCACCGGCUGGCUGAGGAAAUCGCCCCCCGAGAAGAAGUUGAGGCGCUAUGCCUGGAAGAAACGCUGGUUUAUCCUGCGGAGCGGCCGGAUGAGUGGUGACCCCGACGUCCUGGAAUACUACAAGAAUGAUCACUCCAAGAAACCCCUGCGCAUCAUCAACCUGAACUUCUGCGAGCAGGUGGAUGCAGGCCUGACCUUCAACAAGAAGGAGCUGCAGGACAGUUUCGUGUUCGACAUCAAGACCAGUGAGCGCACCUUCUACCUGGUGGCCGAGACGGAGGAGGACAUGAAUAAGUGGGUCCAGAGCAUCUGCCAGAUCUGCGGCUUCAACCAGGCAGAAGAGAGCACAGACUCCCUGCGGAACAUCUCCUCGGCCCCGCACGCGCCGCGCUCCUCUCCGGCGGAGCUCAGCAGCUCCAGCCAGCACCUUCUCCGAGAACGGAAAGCCUCGGCCCCGUCGCACUCCAGCCAGCCGACCCUGUUCACCUUCGAGCCCGCGCUGUCCAACCACGUGCAGCCCGCCCUGUCGGCCAGCGCGCCCCAGGAGUACCUGUACCUGCACCAGUGCAUCAGCCGGAGGGCGGAGAGCACACGGAGUGCCAGCUUCUCUCAGGGCACCAGGGCCUCGUUCCUCAUGAGGAGCGACACAGCCGUGCAGAAACUUGCCCAGGGCAACGGGCACUGUGUCAACGGGGUUGGCGGUCAAGUCCACGGCUUCUACAGCCUCCCGAAGCCAAGCCGGCACAACGCAGAGUUCAGAGACAGUGCCUACGACCUCCCCCGGAGCCUGGCUGCCCACGGCCACACCAAGGGCAGCCUCACCGGCUCCGAAACAGAUAACGAGGACGUGUAUACCUUCAAGAUGCCCAGCAGCACCCUGUGCCGGGAGUUUGGGGACCUCCUAGUGGACAACGUGGACGUUCCGGCCACCCCGCUCUCGGCCUACCAGAUCCCUAGGACGUUCACGCUGGACAAGAACCACAACGCCAUGGCAGUGGCCACACCUGGGAACUCGGCCAUAGCUCCCCCGCCCCGGCCCCCCAAGCCAAGUCAGGCAGACACACCUCGGUGGGGCAGCCCUCAGCAGAGACCUCCCGCCGGGGAAGGCAGCAGAUCGGUCUCUGCCGCCGCCACCAUCCCCAGGCGUAACACCCUCCCAGCCAUGGACAACAGCCGGCUUCACCGAGCUUCCUCCUGCGAGUCCUACGACUACCCGCAGCGUGGUGGAGACAGUGCCGGCCGGUCUGCCGAGUCCAUGAGCGAUGCAGUCAGCGCUUUCCUGCCAGCGAAAGCAGUCGUGGGUCGAUCAGACAGCACCAAUUCCGAGGACAACUACGUGCCCAUGAACCCAGGCUCCUCCACCCUGCUGGCUUUGGAGCGAGCUGGUGAUAACUCCCAGAGUGUCUACAUCCCCAUGAGCCCGGGGCCACACCACUUUGACCCGCUCGGCUACCCCUCCUCAGCCCUCUCUCUGCACCGAGGCUCCAGCAGAGGGAGUGAGAUCCAGCCACCCCCUGUCAACCGCAACCUCAAACCUGACCGGAAGGCAAAGCCAACACCACUUGACCUGAGAAACAACACCGUCAUCGACGAGCUCCCCUUCAAGUCCCCUGUCACCAGGUCUUGGUCCAGGGCCAUCCACUCCUUCAGCCCCAGCUCCGCCCAGUACUGCCGCCCCAUCUCCACACAGAGCAUCACCAGCACCGACUCUGGAGACAGUGAAGAGAACUACGUCCCUAUGCAAAACCCCGUGUCUGCAUCUCCCGUUCCCAGCGGCACCAACAGCCCAGCGCCUAAGAAGAGCACUGGCAGUGUGGAUUAUCUGGCCCUGGACUUCCAGCCGAGCUCCCCGAGCCCCCACCGCAAGCCAUCCACGUCAUCGGUCGCUUCCGACGAGAAGGUGGACUACGUUCAGGUGGACAAGGAGAAGACCCAGGCCCUGCAGAAUACCAUGCAGGAGUGGACAGACGUGCGGCAGUCCUCGGAGCCCUCCAAGGGCGCCAAGCUGUGACGCCCGCGCCAGGGAGGGGCCCGGAGGCCACUCUGCAGAGCCCGCCUCCUGGCUGCUCGCCCUUCGCCUCUCCAGCACGCCCUCCUGCCCACCUCCUCUCUCCUCUGCCACUCUGGCCUUCAAAGCACUUGGCAUCAGGGACCCUGACCCCUUCCCCCUGGGAGGCGAGGGCCUGAUCGAGGCACCUCCUCUGCCCUCUCCGGGUCCACCUUUGAUUUUUAUCAGCAAUGGCCAUCCUACCUUAGUUAGAGCUCUUGCCAAAAAGCAUCCUUAAGCGUCCGCCUGCCAUUCAGACCCGAAUAUCUGCCGGACGUGUGGGGGCGGGGCCACGGCUCUGAGCCGAUUCCGCACCUCACCGUCCGGCCUCCAGCUACUGGGCUCCCCGCCUCGGUCCCAGAAGAGGCCACAUCGUCCCGCUGACCAGGCACCCAAGGAUCAGCAGGCCAGUGUGGACGCGGACCUCUUCGUCCCUGUCUUCCUUGGCAGAGGCGGGGCGAGGCCACCUAAAGGCGGAGGAGCCGCGGAGGAAGGUCAGAGGCCGUCUUGAGGGACAGAGGAGUUGGAGCCCGAGACACGGAAGGGCAGUGGAGCCCUGCAGGGGUUGCGGGGCAGCCCCUCACUCUCAGGAGUGGGCGAAGUGGAAGGAGGGAGAGGCUGGGGACGGCCGGCCACCGAGAACACGGAGCGGGGCUCAGAGCCCAGGAGAUGGGGAGACAGACGCUGUGGGGCUGGGCCCCUGGGGCCGUAAAGCAUCAGGCCGGCUCUGCCGUCCGGGACAGAGCGCCGUCCCCCCGGACCCCGCCCGCCCGGAGGCCCCGCUCUGGACAAGGCUUGCACCGUGCUGGGCGACGGGGUGGGGGCGGGGGCGGGGGCGGGGGCGCCGGCAUGGCGAGGAGG